Messenger RNA from Colossoma macropomum (tambaqui), 3413 nucleotides. RefSeq names its product glutamate decarboxylase 2 (gene gad2). Gene Ontology annotation, cellular component: cytoplasm. The transcript is spliced from 16 exons. The coding region runs from base 328 to 2088 and encodes 586 amino acids. The record is from RefSeq and is a predicted model, not a curated record. Gene Ontology annotation, biological process: GABA shunt. Gene Ontology annotation, molecular function: glutamate decarboxylase activity; pyridoxal phosphate binding. NCBI's taxonomy places the organism in Eukaryota, Metazoa, Chordata, Actinopteri, Characiformes, Serrasalmidae.
UCCUCUCCUGCUGCAGGCGGCUGAAAGCAUGCAGUGGGGGGCUGCUGCGCUGCUGCUGAACCGGCGGGCGCACGGCAGCCAGAGUGAGUCCCCCGCGUAAAGAGUGCACCAGUGCAUGUGGAGCGUUUGUGCAGCGCGGAGGCUCGAGGAGGAGACGCUCUGCGCGCCUCUUCCAGCAUCCAGCGAGGACCUGAGAGGAGCUCAGCAGCACCGUUCCCCCCUUUUUCUCCCCUCCUCCCCCCCUUUUCUGUCCUCCCCUCUCCCUCCAUAACCCCUGGAUGGGCUCUGCUCGCCUCUCGUAGCUGCAGAAAGCGUCGUUUUUGCGCAAUGGCAUCGCACGGCUUCUGGUCUCUGGGCGCGCAGAGCGCAGGAGGAGACAACAGCAGCCCGAGCACGCCCCGGGCAUGGUGCCAAGCGGCGGCCCAAAAAUUCACAGGAGGCAUCGGGUCGAAAUUAUGUGCGCUGCUGAAUGUGGGGGAGAUGGAGAAAGCUGCAGACCCCUCCGCCGCGGCAGACCCCAAACAGGGAGCGUCUUUGGCGGAGAGCUGCAGCUGCAGCGACAAACCCUGCAGCUGCUCCAGAGCCACGGUGGGCUUCUCCCACCUCUACUCAACAGACCUCCUGCCCGCGCUGGACGGCGACCUGAAGACGCUGAACUUCCUCCAGGAGGUGGUGGACAUCCUGCUGGCCUACAUCGUGGAGUCCUUCGAUCGCUCCACGAAGGUGAUCGACUUUCACUACCCGAACGAGCUGCUCCAGAGGAACAACUGGGAGCUCUCAGACGAGCCGGAGACGCUGGACGACAUCCUCAUCAGCUGCAGGGCCACCUUAAAAUACGCCAUCAAGACCGCCCACCCCAGGUACUUCAAUCAGCUCUCCACUGGAUUAGACAUGGUUGGCCUGGCUGCAGAUUGGCUGACGUCGACUGCCAAUACCAAUAUGUUCACCUAUGAGGUGGCUCCAGUGUUUGUCCUGCUGGAAUAUGUCACACUGAAGAAGAUGAGGGAGAUCAUUGGCUGGGAAAAUGGCCGCGGGGAUGGGAUUUUCUCACCAGGUGGCGCCAUUUCCAACAUGUACGCAAUGUUGCUGGCUCGCUACAAGAUGUUCCCUGAAGUGAAAGAGAAAGGGAUGUCAUCAGUGCCGAAGCUGGUGGCCUUCACCUCUGAGCAUAGCCAUUUUUCAAUCAAGAAAGGAGCAGCGGCCCUUGGAAUAGGUACAGAGAGCGUCAUCUGUAUCAAAGCGGAUGAGAGGGGUAAGAUGAUCCCUUCUGACCUCGAGAGGAGGAUAGUGGAAGCCAAGCAGAAGGGUUAUGUGCCGUUCUUUGUGAGUGCGACUGCUGGUACUACAGUGUACGGAGCCUUUGACCCCUUGAUCGCCAUCUCUGACAUCUGUAAGAAGUAUGACGUCUGGAUGCACGUGGACGGAGCCUGGGGUGGGAGCCUGCUCAUGUCCAGGAAACACAGGUGGAAACUCAAUGGAGUCGAGAGGGCGAACUCCAUGACCUGGAACCCUCACAAGAUGAUGGCUGUGCCCCUCCAGUGUUCUGCAUUGCUGGUCAGAGAGGAGGGUUUGAUGCAAAGCUGCAACCAGAUGCAUGCUUGCUACCUGUUCCAGCAAGACAAGCACUAUGACCUGUCCUACGACACAGGAGACAAGGCCCUGCAGUGCGGGCGCCAUGUGGACAUCUUCAAGCUGUGGCUCAUGUGGAGAGCCAAGGGCACCAUUGGGUUUGAAGCUCAAAUUGAUAAGUGUCUGGAGCUGUCAGAAUAUCUCUACAACAAGAUCAAGGACAGGGAAGGGUAUGAGAUGGUGUUUGAUGGAAAGCCGCAGCACACCAACGUGUGUUUCUGGUACCUUCCGCCGGGCCUGCGCUACGUGGAGGACAAAGUGGAGAAGAUGAAACGUCUGCACAAGGUGGCUCCUACGAUCAAAGCCAGGAUGAUGGAGUACGGGACGACCAUGGUGAGUUACCAGCCGCAGGGAGACAAGGUCAACUUUUUCCGCAUGGUCAUCUCCAACCCGGCCGCCACCUUCGAGGACAUCGACUUCCUCAUUGAAGAAAUCGAGCGUCUCGGACAGGACCUGUAAGACUCGCAGCAGCACACUCUCGUUCACAUGUCCCUAGACGGAUGAAAUGUUUGUUGUGAAUGUACGGUAAUUUCGUUCUUUCUAUUUUUUUUUUCCUCUCUUUCAAAAUCUAAUAUAGAUGAAUAUGUCGAAAAAGAAGACUAUGUGAAUAUAACCCAUAUUUAAGUAUUGUAGCAAUGUCGUGGACGUCUUGGUCCAAGAGCCCUGUAAAAGUGUUCAUGUCCGCUCCUGUCUACGUAAGCAUAGCUGAUAUAACUACAUGUGUUUUGGUGCGAGUGUGAUGAAUUAUUUGCUCCUGUCCUGCGCAAUAGGUCAUAUAUAACUUUAUAUGGAAUCUAUUUGACCUGACAUUCUAAGUGCCAGUCACCACAAUAUAGAUAUAAGAAGGUUUUAUUGAUAUAGAUAUAUAAUAGAGAGAGCACUUUAGCUUACCUCAACUCUUGCCUUUACAAUCACAGGCAGCAUUUGAGUGCUUUCACGUUUUUUAUGGAAAUACACGGGGUACGCGGUUUUCUUUUAGCACUGUAGUGUUGUAUGUCUGCUGAUUCAAAGUCUGCAUGCUGGUUUUCUUGUGAGUGAACGUUUUGUCUAGAGACAGCGGCGUUAUAUCCAGAGUUUCUAGGAGCUCUUUUCAGAGUGGACAGCAGAAGUGCUGCAUCUAGAGCUGAUAGCAAGUCUUUAUUCAGAGCCAAAAAAGCAAAGAAGCUGUAUCUCGAGCAGACAGUGUCUGUUUCCAGACAGCAGAAAGCAGACUGUUUUUAUCUACAGCGGUGAGUUGGAGGAUUUUAUCUACAGCAAAAAGAUGUUAGCAGGUUCUGAUGAAGGCCUCAGGGCCCGAAACGCUAACAAAGAUAAAUCUUUGCGGAAGGUUUGAGUAUGUGAGGCUUAACAUCUAAAUUCUGCAGUACAGUGAAAAAAGUGAUGCAUUGAAUAUAUUUCGUUUAAAGUGGAAUUCCACAAGAUUUAAAAAAUUUCAGCAUAAUUUAAUUGUGAACAAAGUCAUUCAGCAUGGUUUAAUGUGAAGUACUCCAUUCUAGAGUCAGAACUGUUCACAGUGGUGGUGAUAGGAACCAGGCGUCUGAAGUGUUUAAUGCCUCUAAAAGCUCCCUCACAGAAAGUUACUACAUGAAAUGGAUAUGAAUGCACUGCCUGUUCCCUGACACGUUCUUUUACGAUAGUUAAUCUAAAACGCAUUUUUAAAAGCCAUUCAUGCCGAAUGGAUACAUACAGGCAAACUAGUCCUAAAAGAAAGUAUAGGGCCUCAUUCACCAACCCUUCUUAAGAAGAAAUUUCCUCUUAAAACCCACUUUCACGAAGAUUCUGAU